GUGCCUCCGUGCAGCCGGCGCUGCCGCCGCCACCUCGGCCGGCUGCGGGACUCGGGCUGCCGGGCGCGGUGGGCGGAGCAGCCCGGGCUUUGCGGGAAGCGGGGUGAAGGCGGCCGAGACGAAGGGGGUCGAGACGGGGGAGUGGAGGUUUGGGGGGGUGGGGGGGCAGGCGGCCGCCAUCUUCUCGCUGAGGCCGCCUCGCCCGCCUAGCGCGCCCGUCCGGCAGCGCACGGGUUAAGGCUGGCACCGCGCCCGGCGGGAGGGGGGGCGCCCACCUCCCCUCCCCCCCGCGCCGGGCAUGCGGGGCCCGCUGGGCACCGAGGAGGAGCUGCCGCGGCUGUUCGCGGACGAGAUGGAGAACGAGGACGAGAUGUCAGAAGAAGAAGACGGUGGCCUUGAAGCCUUUGAUGACUUUUUCCCUGAGGAGCCUGUGAGCCUCCCCAAGAAGAAGAAACCCAAGAAGCUCAAGGAGAGCAGGUCCAAAGGGAAGAGGAAGAAGAAGGAGGGGAGCAAUGAUGAGCUGUCGGAAAAUGAAGAGGAUCUGGAAGAGAAGUCAGAGAGCGAGGGCAGUGACUACUCCCCGAAUAAAAAGAAGAAGAAAAAACUCAAGGACAAAAAGGAGAAAAAAGCCAAACGAAAAAAGAAGGACGAUGACGAGGAUGACAACGAUGAUGGAUGCCUCAAGGAGCCCAAGUCCUCAGGGCAGCUCAUGGCCGAGUGGGGCCUGGACGACGUGGACUACCUGUUCUCGGAGGCUGACUACCACACGCUGACCAACUACAAGGCCUUCAGCCAGUUCCUCAGGCCGCUCAUCGCCAAGAAGAACCCGAAGAUCCCCAUGUCCAAGAUGAUGACUGUCCUGGGUGCCAAGUGGCGGGAGUUCAGUGCCAACAACCCCUUCAAGGGCAGCUCGGCGGCGGCUGCCGCGGCGGCCGUGGCCGCGGCCGUGGAGACGGUCACCAUCGCGCCUCCGCUGACCAUCAGCCCCCAGCAGGCACCGCAGCCGGUGCCCAUCCGCAAGGCUAAGACCAAGGAGGGCAAGGGGCCUGGAGUAAGGAAGAAGGUCAAGGGCUCCAAGGAUGCGAAGAAAAAGGGCAAAGGGAGAAAGGUGGCCGGGCUCAAAUUCCGCUUCGGAGGGGUCGGCAGCAAGAGGAAGAAGGGCUCCUCGAGCGAGGAGGAUGAGCGAGAGGAGUCGGACUUCGACAGUGCCAGCAUCCACAGCUCCUCUGUGCGCUCCGAGUGCUCUGCUGCCCUGGGGAAGAAGAGCAAGAGGAGACGCAAGAAGAAGAGAAUUGAUGAUGGUGAUGGCUACGAGACGGACCACCAGGACUACUGUGAGGUGUGCCAGCAGGGCGGGGAGAUCAUUCUGUGCGACACCUGCCCGAGGGCCUACCACCUCGUCUGCUUGGACCCAGAGCUGGAGAAAGCUCCGGAGGGCAAGUGGAGCUGUCCCCACUGUGAGAAGGAAGGGAUCCAGUGGGAGCCGAAGGACGACGACGACGAGGAGGAGGAGGGCGGCUGCGAGGAGGAGGAGGACGACCACAUGGAGUUCUGCCGCGUGUGCAAGGACGGCGGCGAGCUGCUCUGCUGCGACGCCUGCCCCUCCUCCUACCACCUGCACUGCCUCAACCCGCCGCUGCCCGAGAUCCCAAACGGUGAAUGGCUCUGCCCGCGCUGUACUUGUCCCCCUCUGAAGGGCAAAGUCCAGCGGAUCCUGCACUGGAGGUGGACAGAGCCCCCGGCCCCCUUCAUGGUGGGGCUGCCGGGGCCUGACGUGGAGCCAGGCGUCCCCCCACCCAAGCCUCUGGAGGGCAUCCCAGAGAGAGAGUUCUUUGUCAAGUGGGCUGGGCUCUCCUACUGGCACUGCUCCUGGGUGAAGGAGCUGCAGCUGGAGCUCUACCACACGGUCAUGUAUCGAAACUACCAAAGAAAGAAUGACAUGGACGAGCCACCGCCCUUCGACUACGGCUCCGGGGACGAGGACGGCAAGAGCGAGAAGAGGAAGAACAAGGACCCGCUCUACGCCAAGAUGGAGGAGCGCUUCUACCGCUACGGCAUCAAGCCCGAGUGGAUGAUGGUCCAUCGGAUCCUGAACCACAGCUUCGACAAAAAGGGGGACGUACACUACCUGAUCAAGUGGAAAGACCUGCCCUACGACCAGUGCACCUGGGAGAUCGACGACAUUGACAUCCCCUACUACGACAGCCUGAAGCAGGCCUACUGGGGCCACAGGGAGCUGAUGCUGGGAGAGGACGCCAGGCUGCCCAAGAGGCUAGUCAAGAAGGGCAAGAAGCUGAGGGACGACAAACAGGAGAAGCCCCCGGACACGCCCAUUGUGGAUCCCACGGUCAAGUUCGACAAGCAGCCGUGGUACAUCGACUCCACGGGCGGCACGCUGCACCCUUACCAGCUGGAGGGCCUUAACUGGUUGCGCUUCUCCUGGGCCCAGGGCACCGACACCAUCCUGGCCGACGAGAUGGGUCUGGGCAAGACCGUGCAGACCAUUGUUUUCCUGUACUCCCUGUACAAGGAGGGGCACUCCAAGGGGCCCUACCUGGUCAGCGCACCCCUGUCCACCAUCAUCAACUGGGAACGUGAGUUCGAGAUGUGGGCGCCUGACUUCUACGUGGUCACCUACACUGGGGACAAGGAGAGCCGCUCCGUGAUCCGGGAGAACGAGUUUUCCUUCGAGGACAACGCCAUUCGGAGCGGGAAGAAGGUGUUCCGCAUGAAGAAAGAAGUGCAGAUCAAGUUCCACGUCCUGCUCACCUCCUAUGAGCUCAUCACCAUCGACCAGGCCAUCCUGGGCUCCAUCGAGUGGGCCUGCCUCGUGGUGGAUGAGGCCCACCGGCUCAAGAACAACCAGUCCAAGUUCUUUAGGGUCCUGAACAGCUACAAGAUCGAUUACAAGCUGCUGCUGACGGGGACCCCCCUUCAGAACAACCUGGAGGAGCUGUUCCAUCUUCUCAACUUCCUGACGCCGGAGAGGUUCAACAACCUGGAGGGCUUCCUGGAGGAGUUUGCCGACAUCUCCAAGGAAGACCAGAUCAAGAAGUUGCAUGACCUGCUGGGCCCGCACAUGCUGAGGCGGCUCAAGGCUGAUGUGUUCAAGAACAUGCCGGCCAAGACGGAGCUGAUCGUCCGCGUGGAGCUGAGCCAGAUGCAGAAGAAGUACUACAAGUUCAUCCUCACGCGAAACUUCGAGGCGCUGAACUCCAAGGGGGGCGGGAACCAGGUGUCGCUGCUCAACAUCAUGAUGGACCUGAAGAAGUGUUGCAACCACCCCUACCUCUUCCCUGUGGCCGCUGUGGAGGCCCCCGUCCUGCCCAACGGCUCCUAUGAUGGCAGCUCGCUGGUCAAGUCUUCAGGGAAGCUGAUGCUGCUGCAGAAGAUGCUCAAGAAGCUGCGGGACGAAGGGCACCGUGUGCUCAUCUUCUCCCAGAUGACCAAGAUGCUGGACCUCUUGGAGGACUUCCUGGAGUACGAGGGCUACAAGUAUGAGCGGAUUGACGGCGGCAUCACUGGGGGCCUCCGGCAAGAGGCGAUUGACAGAUUCAACGCCCCUGGGGCCCAGCAGUUCUGCUUCCUCCUCUCCACCCGGGCAGGCGGCCUGGGCAUCAACCUGGCCACGGCAGACACGGUCAUCAUCUAUGACUCCGACUGGAACCCCCACAAUGACAUCCAGGCCUUCAGCCGCGCCCAUCGCAUCGGGCAGAACAAGAAGGUGAUGAUCUACCGCUUCGUGACGCGGGCCUCGGUGGAGGAGCGCAUCACACAGGUGGCCAAACGCAAGAUGAUGCUCACGCACCUGGUGGUGCGGCCCGGCCUGGGCUCCAAGUCGGGCUCCAUGACCAAGCAGGAGCUGGACGACAUCCUCAAGUUCGGCACGGAGGAGCUCUUCAAGGACGACGUGGAGGGCAUGAUGUCUCAGGGCCAAAGGCCUGCCACGCCCAUCCCCGACGUCCAGUCCUCCAAAGGGGGUGCCCUGGCCGCCAGUGCAAAGAAAAAGCAUGGCAGCACCCCACCAGGUGACAACAAGGACGUGGAGGACAGCAGUGUGAUCCACUAUGACGACGCGGCCAUCUCCAAGCUGCUGGACCGGAACCAGGACGCCACGGACGACACGGAGCUGCAGAACAUGAAUGAAUACCUGAGUUCCUUCAAGGUGGCGCAAUACGUGGUGCGCGAGGAGGACGGCGUGGAGGAGGUGGAGCGGGAGAUCAUCAAACAGGAGGAGAAUGUGGACCCCGACUACUGGGAGAAGCUGUUGCGGCACCACUACGAGCAGCAGCAGGAGGACCUGGCCCGCAACCUGGGCAAGGGCAAGCGUAUCCGCAAGCAGGUCAACUACAACGACGCCUCCCAGGAGGACCAGGAGUGGCAGGAUGAGCUCUCAGACAACCAGUCAGAAUAUUCCAUCGGCUCCGAGGACGAGGACGAGGACUUUGAGGAGAGGCCGGAAGGGCAGAGCGGACGGCGACAAUCCAGGAGGCAGCUGAAGAGCGACAGGGACAAGCCUCUGCCCCCUCUUCUCGCCCGGGUCGGCGGCAACAUCGAGGUGCUGGGCUUCAACGCCAGGCAGCGGAAGGCCUUUCUCAAUGCCAUCAUGCGCUGGGGCAUGCCCCCCCAGGAUGCCUUCAACUCCCACUGGCUGGUGCGGGACCUUCGUGGGAAGAGCGAGAAGGAGUUUAGAGCCUACGUGUCCCUCUUCAUGCGGCACCUGUGCGAGCCAGGGGCUGACGGCGCGGAGACCUUUGCGGACGGCGUGCCCCGCGAGGGCCUCUCCAGGCAGCACGUGCUCACCCGCAUCGGGGUUAUGUCACUAGUUAGGAAGAAGGUUCAGGAGUUUGAACACGUCAACGGGAAGUAUAGCACUCCGGACUUGAUUCCCGAGGGCCCCGAGGGCAAGAAGCCAGGGGAGGUCAUCUCCUCGGACCCCAACACGCCAGUGCCUGCCAGCCCUGCCCACCUUCUGCCUGCCCCGCCGGGCCUGCCAGACAAACUGGAAGCCCAGCUGGGCUACAUGGAUGAGAAGGAGCCAGGGGUGCAGAAGCCGAAGAAGCCCCCGGAAAUCCAGGCCCUGGAUGGCGUGGAGGGCGAGGACAAACACGAGAGCUCUGACGGCAAGGAGAGGGCCCGCGAGGAGCGCCUGGAGGAGGCCGAGAAGGCCCAGCCCUCCCCGGAGCAGCUGCCGAAAGAAGAAGUGCUUCCUGAGAAGGAGAAGAUCCUGGACAAGCUGGAGCUAAGCCUACUUCACAGCAGAGGCGAUGGCAGUGAUUUCAGGCCAGAUGACACCAAGGCUGAGGAGAAGGAGCCCAUUGAAACACAGCAGAAUGGUGACAAAGAGGAAGAUGAGGAGGGGAAGAAGGAGGACAGGAAUGGGAAGUUCAAAUUCAUGUUCAACAUUGCGGAUGGGGGCUUCACAGAGCUACACACGCUGUGGCAGAACGAGGAACGUGCCGCUGUGUCCUCGGGGAAAAUCUAUGACAUCUGGCACCGGCGCCAUGACUACUGGCUGCUGGCGGGCAUCGUGACGCACGGCUAUGCCCGCUGGCAGGACAUCCAGAACGACCCGAGGUACAUGAUCCUCAACGAGCCCUUCAAGUCUGAGAUCCACAAGGGCAACUACCUGGAGAUGAAGAACAAGUUCCUGGCCCGCAGGUUCAAGCUGCUAGAGCAGGCGCUGGUCAUUGAGGAGCAGCUCCGGAGGGCCGCGUACCUCAACAUGACCCAGGACCCCAACCACCCGGCCAUGGCCCUCAACGCCCGCCUGGCCGAGGUGGAGUGCCUUGCCGAGAGCCACCAGCACCUGUCCAAGGAGUCCCUGGCCGGGAACAAGCCUGCCAACGCCGUCCUGCACAAGGUCCUGAACCAGCUGGAGGAGCUGCUGAGCGACAUGAAGGCGGAUGUGACUCGCCUGCCCUCCAUGCUGUCCCGCAUCCCCCCAGUGGCCGCCCGCCUCCAGAUGUCCGAGCGAAGCAUUCUGAGCCGCCUGACCAACAGAGCCGGUGACCCCACCAUCCAGCAGGGCGCUUUCGGCUCCGCCCAGAUGUACAACAACAACUUUGGGCCCAACUUCCGGGGCCCUGGACCGGGAGGGAUUGUCAACUACAACCAGAUGCCCCUGGGGCCCUAUGUGACCGAUGUCUAGCCGUCCCCGAGACUUCCCUCUGGCGCAGCGCUCGUUUCCAGCCGAGCCGCACCUGCCGGGGCCCCUGCCCGACCCCCACAGGAGAGAAAAGCUGCCGCCUUUCUAGAGCCAAGCCACCGAGGACAGAAAGGGAAACCGAGGGAUGCCAUCAUGCGGGGACGAGGCCCAGCCUGGCUGGGCCCGACCCAGAAGUGCCACCCAAUCCCAAUCCAAGUGUUCCGCACGGCGUCACCCCACACCCCACCGGGACGCGGCCUCGGCCGCCUCUGCCAGGACGACCUUCUAGAGAUUUCCUUCCUUUGUUCGUCUUCUGCACUUUCCUGUUGAAGACUUGCCUGGGUUUGUCUUGAUAAAAGUUGCGUGGCAUGUGGAGGAGUCUGACCAGCAGCACUUCCGCCCCCUCUGUCCAUGGGCUCCAGACUGGACGGGAAGCUCCUGCCAGCCCCGCCACUGUCCACAGACUCGGCCCAGCUGGGGAGGACGCAGCGCCCGCCCUGGGCGCCCUCGGUGUGACUGCCGGGCUCCGACCCUGGGUCCCCAGUGCCAAGUGGGUCAGGACUGGGGAGGUGCUUGGCCUGAGGGCAGAGACCUGGCUAGUGCCCAGGUCAGGCCAGGCCUCUUGUUCUGCCCCUUUCCUGCAGGGCUGGAGAUGGCCAGGUGUGCCCUGUCUCCAUGGGGGUGUCAGCAGGUGUCUGUCCCUGGCCCAGCGUGUCUCACAGGCCAGACUGUUGUCCCCAGUGGAGGGACCUGCGUGACCGGUCACAGCAUGUGCUCGGGGAGGGAGGGGAAGGGCCCGCGUGUGUCGGCCUAGGGGCCACCGGAACCUUUGUCCCAGGGCUUCUGCGGGAAGGGGCUGGCCCUCUGCCGGGUGUGGCCUGCCUCCCAGCAGGGAGGGUCACAGCCGCAUGGACAGGGGCCAGGAGCGCCUGGUCCUACUCUGUGCCCUGGGAGGCUCAUCACCCCCACCUCCAGUACAUGUUCCCCGCACUGUCUCUUGGCUGCAGACCUGGAGGGAGCAGGCCACCCCCUGGAGCCUGGACUGAUCCCUCCCUGUCCUGUCCCUGGAGGGGCCUCGAUGCCAGCACUUGUGGCUGGGGGGCAGGGUCACUGCUGUCCUGGCUGUGUUCUCUGAUGGUUUGGAGGAAGCUCUGCUUGGAGGCACGGGAUCCACCUGAAGUCCCCUCCCGCCUUCCUGCCUUGUUUCCUGCUAGGAACACCCGCUGGAAACCUGCCCUCCACCCCCACCCACCCACCCCCCUGGGGCUGUCAGGGCCCUGGGCCCCCUGUGUCCGAUGCUCCCUCUGUCUGGCCCAACCUCGGCCUGGAAGGGAUUUCUGAGCCGUGAGCAGAGAGGGGCCUUCUUGGCUUGGAUUCUGGGGACAGAAUCCUGUCUGAGGGAGAGGAGGGCCAGGACAGGAUUUGGGGGUGUCUUGCCGACACAGGGCGAUUGGCCAGCCCUCCCGGAGCCCAGAUGUCCUCAUCUGUAAAUGGCUCUCCUUGAACCCCUGGAGGGCUGGACCCCCAAGGCCGCCUGACCCUGGGCAGCGUGGAGGGCCGCCAGCACGCGGCACACAGGUGUCUAGGACACCCGUGUGGCAGCAGCUAACCUUGCCCUCUGGGCGGGGCAGGGUCAUUCCUGUCCCCUGAGGUUCAUCCAGGGCUGUGCGCGCACGUGUGGUCCUCUAGUCCCCGCCUCCUUGCAAAGGCUCCUGGCUGAGGCCACGGGCAGGGUGACCACCACGACCCCCCACCCAGGGCCCUGGGACUCUCCCCUCCUAGACAGGGGGCCAGCCCUGAGGCUGGCCUUGUGGGGACACAGCGGACGGUUCCUGAGCCUCCGGUCGGAAGGCGUCAUGAUGCAGGACAGGAGUCUGCGUCUCACUGCCCCUUUCUGAGGGCGGCAGUUCCCCCCACCCACCCUCGCUCCCUAGGAAGCUUCCCUCUGUCCCUCUGCCUGCCCCUUCCCAGGCCUCGCCAGGCCGCUCUCUGCCCUUCUUCUCCACCAGCCGGAGCUGGGCACCCACUCACGGCUGGCCGGGCCCCUGGCACUGCCUGGUCCAGGAAGGGCUCAGCUUCCCACGGCCAGCACCUGGGAGGCUGGGGAGCGGGUUUCUGGUUGACUGGAUGGAGAGGGAAAAGGAUCCUGAGAAUGUGUUCUUGGUUUAGCACGUCUCUCUUGCCGGAAGUUGUGGUGGUGGUGGAGGGGGGAGCGGGGCAUCCACUGUCUUUGGCAUCUUCAAGCUGCGUUGGGUUUUUGCUGCUGGCAGAACGAGGGUCGUCCUGUGGCAACAGAAUCCCAAAGUGCCAGCCCGUAUUUUUAUUUCCCGCCACCUUAUUGUUUAGACCAGUGCCGCGUAGGCUUUCUGUUGAACCACUUUUGGGCCGCAGUCUCGGAAACCACCGCCUGCUGCUGGCUCCCAGGGGACCAGGGGAGUUUGGGGGGUGGGACUAUGUCUGGGGGCGUCCCUCACACACGCCUGCCUGCCACUGAAGUCCUGAGACCCCUGGGAGGAGACCUGUCCUGCAGGCCGCCUGCAGAAGCCCCUUUGCUUUCUGCAAGUGUGGUCCUGCCCUGCUGGUGCCCACGGCUGGUGCAGGCGCCCGCCCUCCUGCUUGUGGGGGGUCCCUUCCCAGGCUCCCCUGGGGACUCCCGGCCCAGGUCUGGGGCCAGCCGGGUCUUGCUCCAGGGACACCUGUAGCCCUUGCUCCUGGGUGUCGGGUCCCAGGGAAGUUGGGCCGGGGGGUCGUGUGGUGGGUGGGCUCGGGGACCUGUGAGUGUUCCCAGAGCGGGGUGGCAGGAAGGAGUUUGGGUGGGAGGUGGGGCCUGGGGUCUUGGCCUGGCACCCCUCCCCCCACCUGCCACUGCCCUAUGCUGACCACUGUGUCCGUGGGGGAAGCUGGCUCCCGCCCCAUUUUAUAUUUCUGGAAGUUUACAGGUCGUGGUGCAUCAGCCCAAAGUCAUUGGCUUGUGUUUUGGGAUUUUUUUCUUAGUUUUCAGAUUUUUUUUAAACAAAGUAUUUUUUUAGAUGCGAUAACCCAGAAAGGGCCCGUUGGGUGUGUGUGUGUCCUGAACCCCUGAAACUGAGAUGGGAGCCCGAGUCUCCUGUGGCUGCUCUGUGCUUGGGGUGCGGGGAGGGUCCCGCCCUCCUGCAUCGAGCACGGGAGGAUGGGGGGGGGCAGACCCCCACCCAGGCUGGUGUCUGGCCCAGCUGAGAGCCCCUCGCUGGGGACAGCCCCAGGCUUGGUGAGUUGGGAGGGUCCCAGCCGGGGAGCUGGAGCUGGAAGCUGAGGCCCCGUGAGAGGUGACCUGUCCGGCCCCCUGGGAGGAUGUGGGAGGCUCAACAGACGGUAACCGACACCAUCCCUUUUACUUUGUAUUCUGUGUGUGUGUCUUGGUUUUCUGUGUUUUAAUAAAUCCUUUGGGAAAGGAUUGAA
Molecule: messenger RNA, 9586 nt
Organism: Phacochoerus africanus (Common warthog)
Lineage: Eukaryota; Metazoa; Chordata; Mammalia; Artiodactyla; Suidae
Gene: CHD5
Product: chromodomain helicase DNA binding protein 5
Exons: 42
Coding region: 299-6151 (1950 amino acids)
Biological process (GO): negative regulation of transcription by RNA polymerase II; chromatin remodeling
Cellular component (GO): chromatin; nucleus; NuRD complex
Molecular function (GO): ATP hydrolysis activity; DNA binding; histone binding
Source: RefSeq, a predicted model, not a curated record